Molecule: messenger RNA, 2764 nt
Organism: Scophthalmus maximus (turbot)
Lineage: Eukaryota; Metazoa; Chordata; Actinopteri; Pleuronectiformes; Scophthalmidae
Gene: c9orf72
Product: C9orf72-SMCR8 complex subunit
Exons: 10
Coding region: 312-1739 (475 amino acids)
Biological process (GO): endocytosis; autophagy
Cellular component (GO): endosome; autophagosome
Molecular function (GO): guanyl-nucleotide exchange factor activity
Source: RefSeq, a predicted model, not a curated record
UCGCAGCCUCGAUUGUCGCUUUACUCCACGUGACGUGACGUGACGUGACGUCCGGAGCGUGACGCGAGGUCACUCGGCGGACUUGUGCAACUCCGUGUUCGUAAGCGGUUCGAAACGACAGGCGCGUCGCUCGCCGCGGACAUGCACGGCUAGCCGGUUAAAAGGGGGCGACUGCAAAUCCUCUAGUGAUGCAGGUCGAACAGUGACGAUAUGUCAUUUGGGGUCGUUUUAGAUCGUGUGUCUGCUUCACCCGGCCCUCGAAGCGAUUCGUCUGUACGGUGGAAACCCAAAGGGAGCGGCCAGGAGAGUGGAUGCAAAAUAAAGGAGUGACAUUUCCAAACCACCCCCCAAUGUCUUCUGGCUGUCCACCCCAGUCACCAGCUGUGGCCAAGUGUGAAGUAGCGGUGGAGGGAGAAUGUCCAUUGCUGGCGGCCACCUUCGCUUACUGGGACAACAUCCUGGGCCCGCGCGUGCGCCACAUCUGGGCCCCAAAGGGCGACCAGCUGAUGUUCCUCAGCGACGGGGAGGUCACCUUUUUGGCCAACCAUACCCUCAACGGGGAGAUCCUGCGCAGCGCCGAGUGCGGCGCCGUGGACGUGAAGUUCUUUGUGCUGGCAGAGAAGGGCGUCAUCAUCGUGUCCCUCAUCUUUGACGGCGAGCUGAAGGGGGACAAGAACACGUGUGCCCUGUCCAUCAUCCUGCCCCAGACCGAGCUGGCCUUCUACCUGCCUCUGCACACAAUCUGCGUGGAGAGGCUGAAACACGUCAUCCGCAAGGGGCGCAUUUGGAUGCAGAAGGGCUACAACAUCAUCUCAGUGUUGAGCCUGGAGAUUGUCCCCAUCAUGGAGCUGUUGGCCUCGAUGAAGUCACACAGUGUGUCAGAGGAUAUCGAUAUAAGAGACACCGUGCUACAUGACGAUGACAUCGGGGACAGCUGCCACGAGGAUUUCCUCCACAAGGCCGUCAGCUCUCAUCUACAGACGUGCGGCUGUUCAAUAGUGGUUGGAAGCAACCCAGAGAAAGUAAACAAGAUUGUGCGAACACUCUGCCUCUUCCUCACCCCGGCCGAGAGGAAGUGCUCUCGCCUCUGCAGGGCCGACUCUUCCUUCACAUAUGACACGGGCCUGUUUGUUCAGGGUCUGCUCAAGGACUCUACGGGCAGCUUUGUCCUGCCCUUCCGCCAGGUGCUCUACUCUCCGUACCCAACCACUCACAUCGACGUCGACAUCAACACGGUGAAGCAGAUGCCGCCGUGUCACGAGCACAUGUACAACCAGCGGCGCUAUAUGCGGUCGGAGCUGAACACGCUCUGGAAGACGGACAGCGAGGAGGACAUACCCCCGGACACAGUCAUUCACACUGAUGAAACCUUCACACCUGACCUGAAUAUAUUCCAGGACGUCAUGCAUAAUGACACUUUGGUGAAGUCAUUUAUAGACGAGGUGUUCAUGCUGAAGCCGGGCCUGUCCCUGCGGAGCACCUACCUGGCCCAGUUCCUGCUGCUGCUCCACAGGAAGGCCCUGACGCUGCUCAAGUACAUCGAGGACGAAACGCAGAAGGGGAAGAAGCCGUUCCGAUCUCUGCGCAGCCUAAAGACGGACCUGGAUCUGACGGUGGAAGGGGACCUGAACAUUGUAAUGGCCUUCGCCGAGAAGCUGAGGGCGGGACUGCACUCGUUUGUGUUCGGGAAGCCGUUCUACACCAGCAUGCAGGAGCGAGAUGUGCUCAUGACCUUGUGACUCUUAUUCUACACGCGCACUUUAUUUAUGAGCCGGUUAAUGAAGACAGAUGUUUUUGUGGUAUUGUUCCCCCCCCUGUAUUAUUGUUACAUGAACGCAUGCAGAUGUUUAUUGUGAGACAACCAUUAGCCUGAGUAUUUGUUACUGCUUUGCUGAAAUGAAAAGAACAUUUUGCCUUCCUUUUGUGUCUUGAUCAAUACAAGGCAUGAUUUCAAGAUUGAUUGUUGCUGCCGUUAUGAGCCAUUGGAAUUAAAGUUUUGAUGUGUUGCCUUGAUCUGUUGUGUAAGCAUAAUAUGAGUUUAAUAAUUUUAGAAGACAUCAUUAUUCUCCGCGGGAUGAAUUAUUCAUGUAUUCUACGCCUUUUGCUAAUAAAGGGACUGUAUUGAUUUAUUGUGUUAAAAUUGGCUGAGGUUCCCACCAGGACAUUUGCAAUUUGAUUUAAAUUAUAUUUAUGAAAACAUAAGUUAUUAGUGUCUUCACUGUCCGUGUUAUACAUCAACAGUGAUUGGCCUAUGAACCUUUUCAAAUUGUGGAUUGCCUUUAUAAAAAAAAGAAUCCAAUUACUACUAAUCAACUCCUUAUAAAGCAGAUCUCUUUUGGUAGCUGACCGAGUGCCAUCAUUAAAUAUCUUUACCCAGUUGUGCAUUAAAUGGAUUUGCACAGAUUUUACCUCCCACAGCAACACCCCCGCGGUUCUGCUGUUGGGAUCGUUGGGAAGUUUGCAGCUUAACGUGAAUCGAUUUUGUCAAUUUGCUUUUAGCAUUUGCUUCCAAAAGUGCAAAUUGUUUUUGACAUUGCAAUGUGUCGAGUUGAUGUUGUGCCAUACUCUAUUUUACAUUAAUUUUGAAUGUGAAUUUCCCACCUGCUGAUGUUUUGCAGACGACAUUUAUUACAAAUGCCAUACAUGUUUACCUAUCUUGCUCCUUUUCGUUUCACUUUAUUGACUGAUGCACUUCGUUUCAACAGUGAACUUUUGUCUAGAUUGUUCAGAUGGGGUAAAAGAUAAUAAACACUGUACUAACAAA